GGUGGUUUGGUGGUAAAUACCCGGCUGUAACAACACACACAACCGGUCAGAUCAGAAAGGACGAAAUUUGACGUGAUUACAGUCAGAUCAGCAGACGAUCAUGCUGUCGAUUAAACCUGAUGUCUAGUUUUAUUUCCAGUGUUUGAUUCGGCCAGACCUCAGCUCGUGUCAUCAUGCUGUAGACCACUGUGUGGCUAUAUCUGUCUGGAUUAGGCUUGUUUAACACCUUCAGACUCUCGGAAUUAGCGCUUUCACGUCGGAUCAUCGAUAGAUUAGUGUUGAUCUCGUCUUGGGCUUUUAAGGACACUGUUUGUGUGUGUUUUACAGUAGCUCGCGAGCCAACAACAAAAGCGCUAGCACAGCCGGCUAACGCUAGUUAAACACCGGUGCCUUUAGUCGUUUAUCUCCGAAUCUAUCAGUGAUGGACAUCGGGAAUGAUUCAGCUGCUUUACUAAUUGGUUAAGUGUGUGUUUGGACUAAGAGGUUCAUUCAAUGAAUCUAUGAGUUUGAUAUCAGUAGGUUAGAGUAGCGGUGUAACGUUAGCUUGACAUUAGCGUUAGCCUGUUAGCAUUAGCGACUCCUUUGUUGGGAAGAGUGAAUGUGAUUUCACUCACUUUGCUUUUGAGAUUUCGUUUUUAUUCAGUCUUAUCGAUUGUUUUAUUGUUUAUAUCUUACUAUCGUGUAUAUAAGAAGUUCGUUUGGCUGUAACAUCAGUGUUUUAUUAAGACAUGAGCAGGAAAUGUUGAGCAGCUGGUGUCUCUGGUAAUACACGGCUGAAGAACAAAUACAGAUAUUGUAUGAAAAUAGCCAUACUGACACUACAGACUAUCACAGUUCAUCGUUUAAAGCUAGUAUGGACCACAUUUCGAGUUUAAACAAGAUCUGUUUGGUAUGGACACAUCUACUCUUCGUCUUCAUGGUAAAUGCGGUUUCGUCGCAGCACAGCGAGAACGUAUAUGUAUCAGGCAUGGCGAACGCCUGUGGAGAUGUAGCAGAGCAGAUAAGGGCGUCCAGUGGAGUGAUCACCAGCCCUGGCUGGCCCUUUGAAUAUCCUUCUCGCAUCAACUGCAGCUGGAACAUCAGGGCCAACCCUGGAGAGAUCAUCACCAUCAGUUUUCAGGACUUUGAAAUUCAGAGCUCGCACAGAUGUGGUUUGGACUGGAUCUCCAUUGGAACCUACAAGAACCUGGAUGGGUACCGGGCCUGUGGCUCGUCUAUUCCUGCCCCAUACAUCUCCUCUCAGGAUCACGUUUGGAUCAAGUUCCACUCUGAUGACAGCAUGACUGGAAAAGGCUUCAGGCUUUCUUACGUAACAGGGAAAUCCGAAGAAGCCAGCUGCAAGCCUGACCAAUUCCACUGCGCUAAUGGAAAGUGCAUCCCAGAGUCCUGGAAGUGUAACACCAUGGAUGAAUGUGGCGAUAACUCAGACGAGGAGCUGUGCGCACAGCCUAAUCCCUCCGCGUUCUUCUCCUUCCAGCCUUGCGCCUUCAACCAGUUCCCUUGUCUCUCACGCUACACCCGUGUUUACACCUGUCUGCCGGAGUCGCUCAAAUGCGACGGCAGCAUUGACUGUCAGGACUUGGGUGACGAGAUCGACUGUGACGUGCCCACCUGUGGUGAAUGGCUGCGCAACUUCUACGGUACUUUCAGCUCGCCCAACUAUCCUGACUUCUAUCCUCCUGGCAGUAACUGCACCUGGCUGAUCGACACCGGCGACCACCGUAAGGUCAUCCUGCGCUUUAUGGACUUCAAGCUGGACGGCACAGGCUAUGGCGAUUAUGUUAAAGUCUACGAUGGAUUAGAGGAGAACCCCGGGCGUCUGUUGCGUGUGUUGACUGCGUUCGACUCUCGAGCCCCUGUAGCAGUGGUGUCCUCUUCAGGACAGCUUCGGAUACACUUUUAUGCUGAUAAAAUCAAUGCGGCUCGAGGGUUUAACGUUACGUAUCAUGUAGACGGUUUCUGCCUGCCGUGGGAAAUCCCGUGCGGAGGGAACUGGGGUUGCUACACUGAACAACAGCGCUGUGACGGCUACUGGCACUGUCCCAAUGGCAGGGACGAGCUCAACUGCAGCAACUGCCAGGAAGACGAGUUCCCAUGCUCGCGAAACGGUGCAUGCUACCCACACUCUGACCGGUGCAACUACCAGAACCGCUGCCCGAACGGCUCCGAUGAGAAGAACUGCUUUUUCUGCCAACCUGGAAACUUCCAUUGCAAGAACAACCGCUGCGUUUUUGAAAGCUGGGUGUGUGACGCGCAAGACGACUGCGGGGACGGAAGCGAUGAGGAGAGCUGCCCGGUAAUCGUGCCCACGCGAGUCAUCACUGCCGCUGUAAUCGGGAGUCUGAUCUGCGGCCUGCUGCUGGUCAUCGCUCUGGGUUGCACAUGCAAACUCUACUCACUCAGGAUGUUUGAGCGCAGGUCAUUUGAGACUCAGCUCUCUAGAGUGGAAGCUGAGUUACUGAGAAGAGAAGCUCCUCCAUCGUAUGGGCAGCUGAUUGCUCAAGGACUGAUCCCCCCAGUGGAAGAUUUUCCUGCCUGCUCUGGAAACCAGGCAUCUGUUUUAGAAAACCUAAGACUGGCAGUUCGCUCUCAGCUAGGAUUCACCUCAAUCCGGCUCCCCACCACAGGACGCCACAGCAACAUCUGGAGACGCCUGUUCAAUUUCACGCGUUCACGGCAGUCUGGUUCUCUCGCACUGGUGUCUGCGGACACAGAAGAGCGCUCUGAUGGCAGUGGCUCCGCACGUGAGCCGGAGAGACUUGGCUCUCGCCGUGGACUCUUGCCCUUGGACUCUGAUGAUACGGACACUGAGAGUGAGCAGCAUCCCCGCAGGGAUGUCCCAGGAGCUGUUGGAGGCCUGAUGGCCCCACUGCCACAGAAAACUCCCCCAACAACAGCAGUGGAAGCCAUCGUCUCCGUGUCUGCCAGCUCGGCUCCACUGGUCAGCCGCGAGAGCAGCAUCUCUGAGAGCAUCUCAGAAAGUUCUGGAGUAACUGGAUCUCCAACUACCAAUACUUCUGCAUCUGGAAGGAGCCCCUUCGGCAGCGCUCUAAGCCGGGUCACCCGCAGCCUACGCUGGAUUCGUUUCUCUCUGGGGCGCUCUAGAGAUGGAGGGUCAAGUGGCAUUGGGCAGAAUCACAGCCCUCUGCGGCAGUUGGAGCAAGGAAGUGUGGGUUGCACUGGUAUUGGCAUUAGAGGCGAGGAUGAGGAUGACGUGGAGCUCCUCAUUCCCGUCUCAGAUGCAAGCUCACUGGACAGUGAUGAGAGCUCCAGGCCGCUGCUGGAACAAGGCCUGGAACAGGCCUUCGGGCCCCACCUGACCCCCGCUCCGGUCUCUCUCAGAGGCCGGCUGGUGGGUAGGGAUGGCCCCUGUGAACACUGUGGAAUUGUCCACACGGCGCGGAUCCCGGACGCUUGUCUGGAGGCGACGGUGAAAACAGAAUCUAGUGACGACGAGUUACUGCUGCUCUGUUAAGACUCAGAGGAACUCCCUGACUCGGUACAUGACCCGUAUGACUCUAAAAUGCCCCUGCUUACAGCUUGCCAUUUCUGUUAUCGCCCCCUAGUGGAGCGGAGGUUGAGUGUCUUUAAACAUGUGUCCUCUUACGAGUCGAAGAGCUUCAGAAAUCAGGUACUUUUAAAGACCGGUCUGUAAAGAUCAUACAGCGUAAGAGAGCUCCACAGUCCCACUGUCCCUUCCACUGUGCAAUAUUCGUAUUCGUUGAGAUGUUUACCAGGUCAAAGUCUAUUUUUCUGAGUCAAAUUAAGCUCAAGUAGAGUACAGAGUGAGCCGCUUUGCAGUAUGGGAAAGCAGCACAGACAGACCCGUCGAUCCUGGACAGUGUUGGACAACGAAAGAAUGAACACAUCCAAGCGCUCGGAGCGAUUUGUUCUCUGACCUUUAAUUCAUUUGUACUUUUGAUCUCAGACAUUUGUUUUAUUAAAGGAAUGGUUGCCCCAAAAAUGAAAUGUCUAGUCACACUCAUGCUGUUCCAGACAUACUUUCUUAUGUUAUGGUGAAUGGCGUUCUAGCAGCUCUUUUCUAUACAGUGAACACCCUGAAUACAGAUAUUAUGUGAUUCAUAUGAAUCUAUUAUGUUAGUAGUUCUCAUAUAAAGGUACGUUGUAUUAGAUUGGGCAUCAGAUGAUUUCAACGAUUUUUUUCACUGAUUAACAAAAGUCAUGCCGAAGUCAUAUGGGGUUCUCUUUAGUUUUUUGUUGUCCCCAUGUAGUUUCUCUGUAUGGAAAAGGCAGCUUUGACAUUCUGGAAAGUAGCUCAGAGUUUGUUUAGGGGUUAACAGAGUACUAAAUAAAAAGUAAUUUUGUGUUUCGUAUAGGGCUGCACGAUACUGGGAAUAAAUGACAUUGCGAUAUUUUAUUUUUCUGCGAUUUAUAUAUUGCGAUAUGAAAUCUAAUCUAAUUUUUUCUUACAAACGAAAAUGGGGUGAGCACACUGACAUUCUCAUUUUAAAUGAUUUAAACAUCGACACCAUCGUGUCAAUUGAUUAAUAUGCGCGCGAGAGAGCAAGACAGUGCUCGUGUUGUUUGAAGACUGUGAGCCUGCUUCCGUGGCUCGCUUGCUCUCUCUCUCCUCUCUCUCUCUCUCUCUCUCUCUCUCUCUCUCUCUCUCUCUCUCUCUCUCUCUCUCUCUCUCUCUCUCAUGCGCACUCUCUCUCUCGUGCUCUCCGCGAAUCACAUUCGUCAAGGGCCCGAAGCAGCUGGCCCGUACAGUUAAUGAAUAACGGAUCAACUACGACAGCCUACAUCGCACAUCCUGCGAUGUGACUAUCGUGGAUUCCUACAUCGUGAUAUCGAUGUUUAAACGACACAUCGUGCAGCCCUAAUUUCGUAUGAUAGUCAAACCAGUUUGGAACAGUUGAGUAAAUGACAAUUUUCAUUUUGGGUGAAAUGUAUUCUUUUAACUGCUUGCAAAAGGUUGGAGAUCAAAAAAAAAGAAAAGAAAAUUGGUACGUUUGUUCAGUUGCGUGUGAGUUUGUGUCCCUGCUGCAGUGGUACUAGGAGCAUUACCUGCAAGAAUUUAAUUUAUAACCGGUUGUAAUCUGAGAGGGAGCUACUAUUUUUAAAAAUAUUGCAUUGUAUAACAUCCUUUUUUGUUUGUUGUAUUUAUUUUUUUGUUACCGUAAACCUUUUGGUAACCUUUACUGUUUUGGUACUGAGAAUUCUUGUGUGGGUGUGUAUAUUUAUUAUUGGUUUUCAUUUCAAUAGCGUUUACUUAAAAAGCAUGUCCAACUGUCUUGUGCUUUUGUUUUUUUCAUUUAAUGAUGCGGUGUUAAUAUAUAUCUAUAUAAUUAUAUACACGCACAUACAAAAACAUGCAAAAGAGAUCUCUGUAUGUGUGUGUGUGUGUGUAUAUAUGCAUGCACACACACACUACGGGUCAAAGGUUUGGGAUCAGUAAGACUUGUAAUGAUUUUUUUUUUUUAAAGAAGUCGCUUAUGCUCAUCAAGGCUGCAUUUAUUUGAUCCAAAAUACAGAAAAAAAAACAUCUUGCCAAAUGUUAUUACAAUAUAAAAUAAUGUUUUCUAUUUUAAUAUUCUUUCAAGUAUAAUUUAUUUCUUUGAUGUAAAGCUGAAUUUGCAUCAGCCAUUACUCUGGUAUAAAGUGUAACAUGAUCCUUAAGAAAUCAUUCUUAUAUGUUGAUUUUAUUAUUAGAAUUAACUAUUUUGGCAACAAUUGUGCUUAUUAUUAUUAUUUUACUUUGAUACUUUUUUCAGGAUUCUUUGAUGAAGAAAAAGCUAAGAAGGAGCAUUUAUUCAAAAUGUAAAUAUUUUCUAACAAUUAAAAUCUUUGCUGUCACAAUCAAACUUUUGAUCUGUAGUGAAUGUUGUUAGAAAAUAUUUCCAUUUUAAAUAAAUGCUCUUCUUUUUAACUUUUUAUUUAUCAAAGAAUCCUGAAAAAAGUAUUAAGCAGCACAGCAGUUUCCAGCACUGAUUAUAAAUCAUCAUAUUAUACUGAUUUCUGAAAGAUCAUGUGACUCAUGAGACUGGAGUAAUGAUGCUGAAAAUUCAGCUUUGAUUCACAGAAAUAAAUUUGAUUUUAAUGUGUAUUAAAUUGAUGAGCAGAAGAAACUCCUCUAAAAAAACAUUACAACAUUACAAAACCGGUAUAGUGUCUAUAUGUAUAUGUGUGUAUAUAAAGAUGAAAAGAAAAAUGUUUACUGCACUAAGAGAAUAAAAGUGUUCAUCUCA
Molecule: messenger RNA, 6209 nt
Organism: Carassius gibelio (silver crucian carp)
Lineage: Eukaryota; Metazoa; Chordata; Actinopteri; Cypriniformes; Cyprinidae
Product: low-density lipoprotein receptor-related protein 12
Exons: 7
Coding region: 854-3475 (873 amino acids)
Cellular component (GO): plasma membrane
Molecular function (GO): low-density lipoprotein particle receptor activity; protein binding
Source: RefSeq, a predicted model, not a curated record